UCAAAACAGUGCUUGAACAUGGAUCUUUUCGAGCUUCAAGCUGUAGCCUUGCGCGACACGCCCUACGUAGAUUCUAUCUAAUUCAACAAAUACAGACACCAUGGCCGACGCAAAGAUACAAGAACUCCUCACGAAGGACCGCGACAAGCUCACGGAGUACGAGAUUGCGCAGCUUGAGGAGCACGAGUUCUCGGCCGGACCUCUGUCGAUUCUGCAAACCGCUGUUCGCUCACAUACCCAAGUCCUGAUCUCCGUCCGCAACAAUCGCAAACUGCUGGCGCGCGUCAAGGCGUUCGACCGACACUGCAACAUGGUGCUGGAGAAUGUGAAGGAGAUGUGGACAGAGACACCGAGGUUGGCCGACGGAAAGAAGGGAAGGCCUGUCAACAAGGACCGUUUCAUCAGCAAAAUGUUUCUAAGAGGCGAUAGCGUCAUCCUUGUGCUACUCAGCUGAUUGCGACGCUCAAUAAAAGAUCACGAACAGGUUGGGGAGAGGGAAACACAUGUGGCUCUCGCGCUUGAGCUAUGGUUGCAAGGGACUUCAGGCGUUGGUUGUGAUUAUUCCAAUGAAAACUGCAUUUACUCUGAG
Messenger RNA from Emericellopsis atlantica, 589 nucleotides. Its product is annotated as small nuclear ribonucleoprotein Sm D2. The record is from RefSeq and is a predicted model, not a curated record. Gene Ontology annotation, cellular component: precatalytic spliceosome; U1 snRNP; U2 snRNP. The transcript is spliced from 4 exons. The coding region runs from base 101 to 454 and encodes 117 amino acids. NCBI's taxonomy places the organism in Eukaryota, Fungi, Ascomycota, Sordariomycetes, Hypocreales, Bionectriaceae. Gene Ontology annotation, molecular function: RNA binding. Gene Ontology annotation, biological process: spliceosomal snRNP assembly; RNA splicing.